Molecule: messenger RNA, 1341 nt
Organism: Diplodia corticola
Lineage: Eukaryota; Fungi; Ascomycota; Dothideomycetes; Botryosphaeriales; Botryosphaeriaceae
Product: fumarylacetoacetase
Exons: 3
Coding region: 1-1341 (446 amino acids)
Biological process (GO): L-tyrosine catabolic process; homogentisate catabolic process; L-phenylalanine catabolic process
Molecular function (GO): fumarylacetoacetase activity
Source: RefSeq, a predicted model, not a curated record
AUGGGCUUUACGCCCGAUAUCGCCGAAGGCUCGCCCUUCACACUUGCCAACAUCCCCUUCGGCGUGUUCUCUACAGCCGCCGCUCCGCAGACACGCUGCGCGACUGCCGUCGGCGACUUCGCGCUUGACCUCCGUCAACUGAGCGAACAAGCCAUCUUCAAAGACCAGCAAGUCAGCGACGCGUUUGGCCAUCAUGAUCUCAGUAUCUUCGCCGCCCUGCCGGGAACCGUGCGGACAGCUGCCAGACAGCAGAUAAUCGAUGCCAUCAAGGCCGGAUCAGUUGGCGAGAAGUGUUUCGUCCCACUCAAAGACGUGAAGAUGCACCUCCCCAUGGAGUGCAAGGGCUACACCGACUUCUUCUGCUCGUGGGAACACUGCAGCAACUGCGCCCCCAUGAGCUCGGGCAAGAUCCCCGACAACUUCUUCAACGCCCCCUCGGCCUACAACGGCCGCGCCUCGAGCGUCAUGCCGUCCCCGCACAAGCUGAACCGCCCCAAAGGCACCUACUGGGACGCGUCCGCCGAGCCCAAGAAGGCCGUCCACGCCCCCUCGCGAGCCGUCGACUACGAGCUCGAAAUGGCCACCGUCGUGUCCAAGCCGCUCCCCUACGGCUCGACCCUCGCCUCGGCCUCGGCCGCCGCCGACCACAUCUUCGGCCUCGUCCUCCUCAACGACUGGUCCGCGCGCGACAUCCAGCGCUUCGAGAUGCCGCCGCUGGGGCCCUUCAACUCCAAAGCCUUCGGCACCACCGUCUCCCCCUGGGUCGUCACGCUCGACGCCCUGGCGCCCUUCGCCGUCGCGCCCAAGCACCCGCAGACGCUCGCCUCUCCCCUUCCCUACCUGCAAUACGACAAGGACGACGACGACGACAGCAGCAGCAGCGGUGCCGGUGCCGGUGCCGGCGCCGGCGCCGCGACCGCGACCUUCGACGUCCGCCUGUCCGCGCACCUGCUCCGCGGCGGGCGGCGGCACCGGCUGUGCGCCAGCAACCUCGCGUACCUGCUGUGGACGCCGUUCCAGCAGCUCGCGCAGCAGGCGUCGUCCGGGUGCGGCCUGCGCACCGGCGACCUCGUCGGCACCGGCACCGUGUCGGGCGACGCGGCCGACGCGCGCACCGGGCGCAAGACGGAGCUGGCCUGCCUGUUCGAGGCGACGCUGGACGGGGCGCGGCCGCUCGCCCUCGCGACCGGCGGCGGCGACGGCGACGGCGACGGCGAGCGGCUGGCCUAUCUGGAGGAUGGCGAUGCGGUCGUGUUGGAGGGGAGGUGCGUGGACGGGGAGGGGAGGACGGUGCUGGGGUUUGGCGAGUGCGUGGGGGAGCUGCUGCCGCCGGUCGCUUGA